Acipenser ruthenus (sterlet) is the source of this 2915-nucleotide messenger RNA. It is a transcript of the gene lpar1, whose product is annotated as lysophosphatidic acid receptor 1. Gene Ontology annotation, molecular function: lysophosphatidic acid receptor activity. Gene Ontology annotation, biological process: neurogenesis; phospholipase C-activating G protein-coupled receptor signaling pathway. Gene Ontology annotation, cellular component: membrane. The transcript has 4 exons. Bases 508 to 1545 code for a protein of 345 amino acids. The record is from RefSeq and is a predicted model, not a curated record. Lineage: Eukaryota; Metazoa; Chordata; Actinopteri; Acipenseriformes; Acipenseridae.
CUGACUGGGAGUGAGGCGAGUGUGUGUUGGCGGCUGAUUUGACUGAAGGAGGUGACGUCACUGGCAGACAGCAGCCCUCGCUGCAGAGUGGCACAGAGCUUCAGAAGUGCAGAAGCUGAAAGCGCUGGUCAGAGAGAGGAAAAGAGGCUCUGCUGAUGAAAUCACGCAGUCAAUACUAAAUCCAUUCGAUUCAUAGUCUAUGCGCUGCAGUCCCAAUCAACAUUGUUUCUUUGGAAAUAAGAUGCUCCUGUCACGUCUCGUGCGUCUAAAUUUGAAGAAACCAGCAAGUGACAGUUUGGGAAAGUUUUAAGAAAAAAAAAAAAGACAACACAAAGUUUAUUUUCUUUUUCAGUUCUGGAAAUACUGUUCAAGUGAGGAUUGUGGCAUACUGUCUCAGCAGCAGACAUCCUUAUCCAGGGCGACUUACAAUUGUUACAAGAUAUCACAUUAUUUUUACAUACAAUUACAUUACCUAAUCGGGACUGGAUCAGCUCAGAAGUUGACGUGAUGGAAGAACAGUGCUACUACAACGAAACAAUCGCCUUCUUUUACAACCGCAGUGGGAAAUACCUAGCCACAGAAUGGAAUGCAGUCAGCAAACUUGUGAUGGGACUGGGUAUCACUGUGUGUAUCUUUAUCAUGUUGGCCAACUUACUGGUCAUGGUGGCCAUCUAUGUAAACCGGCGCUUCCACUUCCCUAUUUAUUAUCUCAUGGCCAACCUGGCGGCUGCAGACUUCUUCGCUGGACUAGCCUACUUUUACCUGAUGUUCAACACGGGUCCAAACACCAGGAGGUUGACUGUAAGCACAUGGCUCCUGCGCCAGGGUCUCAUUGACACUAGCCUCACUGCAUCUGUCGCAAACUUGCUGGCUAUCGCUAUUGAGAGGCACAUCACAGUCUUCCGCAUGCAGCUGCAUACCCGUAUGAGCAACCACCGGGUUGUAAUCGUGAUUGUAGUCAUCUGGACCAUGUCUAUCGUUAUGGGUGCCAUACCCAGUGUUGGCUGGAACUGCAUCUGUAGCAUCUCUUCCUGCUCCAACAUGGCACCGCUGUACAGCAACUCCUACCUGGUCUUCUGGGCCAUCUUCAACCUGGUCACCUUUGUGGUUAUGGUGGUCUUAUAUGCCCACAUAUUUGUCUACGUGCGCCAGAGAACCAUGAGGAUGUCGCGUCACAGCUCCGGGCCGCGCCGCAACCGGGACACCAUGAUGAGCCUUUUGAAGACUGUGGUGAUCGUGCUGGGUGCCUUUAUCGUCUGUUGGACCCCUGGUUUGGUUUUGCUGCUGCUGGACGUGUUCUGUGCUAAAUGCAACAUUCUGGAUUAUGAGAAGUUCUUCCUCCUCCUCGCCGAGUUCAACUCCGCUAUGAACCCCAUCAUCUACUCCUAUAGGGACAAGGAGAUGAGUGCCACCUUUAAACAGAUCCUGUGCUGCCAACGGCAGGAAAAGGUGAACGGGACAGCUGAAGGCUCAGAUCGAUCAGCCUCAUCUGUCAACCAUACCAUUCUGGUAGGAGUGCAGAGCAAUGAUCACUCUGUUGUGUAAACAGAGCCCAGUUCAAGACAGAGAGGGCAUAUCAACAUUGAACAACUUUCAAGACACUGUUUAUCAAGGGGAAACUCCACAUGUUUUAAGACAUUCCAUGAAAUGCCUAAGAAUGACUAAAACCAAGUUCAGCCACGCUUUGGAGGACCUGUAGUUUAAAGUCUCCUUUUUCCCCCUAAUGCCUUACCUUCUGCAGCUUGUCUUACUGCAGUAUUCAAAGACAAUAAUUGUCUACUCUUCUCAUAUACAACACUGUUAUUGCCUAACUGGUAUCCAACUUCCUUUUAAAUUUAUACCAGCUAACCUGCAUUUACAUGUAGAAUUGUUAUGCAUAUUAAAUAAAUACAAUUAAAUAAGAACACAUCAUGUAAUAAACAUUUAUAUCUACACCAUCAGCAUGUUUGUGAUGGAUACUUCCUGAAUAGUAUACAUUAUCUUUUUGUUUGUUUUUAGCUACACUGCCAAAACUGCUAAAGAUAUAUUUUUCUAUUAAACGAAGAUAACAAGAUGACAAGAUGUAAUUUGUGUUUGUCUUUGUUUAAAAAUGUGUAUGAAAUUAAUUGUGUGUUUUGUACUUUUAUAUAUAUAUAUAACACUAUAUGUCAUGAUGCUUAACAAAAAAGGGAAACUUUUGUAUGUUGAAAAAAAAAAAAGAGAUGAAAAAACAGGACUGUAUACAUAUUUGUUUAGGUUACGUAAUAAAACAGGAAACUGUUUUCUCAUCAUAUUUUUAUGCAAUUUUUCCCAUCAAAAUGAGCCUUAGGGCACCACUGAUAGAAAUGUGGUUUCUUCUAAACCUACUGAAUCCUAACAGUGCCAUAGGCAAAUUUAAUUUCUCAAUUUUCUGCCCAUGAAUUGCUGGGUUAGUUUUAUUUAGAGAUGUGCCUCAUUAUUGUAAUGCCUGUCUCCUUGAGGGGAAAAUCUAAAUAAUGUUCCUACUGUAACAAGUACUAUCCACUUCUGAGCACUGUAAGGCUGGCCUGACUGGGGAAAAUAGCUGGAACCCUUGCUGUGUACUUUAAUGUGUGCAGGCCUUGUUCUAACUGGUACAAGACCAGUUCACCGUAAGGUAAACAUUAAUGGUAUUUAUCACUUUCUAUGUAAACUUGUCUCUUUAGAUAACAACUAAGAUAUCAAUCUGCCAGCUAGGGUUAUGUAAAACUAAUUAAUAUGUUCUACUAUAUACAAAAUAAAACUUAUCCAUUUCUUUGCAGAAAAUCUGUUGUGGGCUACAUUUAACAUACAACAAGUAAAAUAUCCUCAUUGUUUGUAUUCUAUAUAAUGUGUAUCUCACAGCUGUGAGGGUGAAACCUUUCUUGACUCAUGUAUUUAUUAGCCUAUCCUCAAACUCAAUAAAAAGAUCAGCUCAC